Molecule: messenger RNA, 4872 nt
Organism: Nematolebias whitei (Rio pearlfish)
Lineage: Eukaryota; Metazoa; Chordata; Actinopteri; Cyprinodontiformes; Rivulidae
Gene: scaf8
Product: SR-related CTD-associated factor 8
Exons: 20
Coding region: 107-4180 (1357 amino acids)
Cellular component (GO): nucleus
Molecular function (GO): RNA binding
Source: RefSeq, a predicted model, not a curated record
GCAGUCUCCUCCAUCUCACCGAACGUCGAGCAUGCAUGUCUCUACCGGUUAUUGAGGAGAUAAUCUGUACAAUUUUACAGUAACCAGCGAGCCGAAAUACAACACCAUGGAGGCCGUUAAAUCCUUUAACAACGAGCUGUACUCGUUGACUGAGUACAAGCCGCCCAUCUCCAAGGCCAAGAUGACUCAGAUCACCAAGUCAGGAAUCAAGGCUAUAAAAUUUUACAAGCAUGUUGUCCAGAGUGUAGAGAAGUUCAUACAAAAGUGCAAGCCAGAAUACAAAGUUCCCGGGCUGUAUGUCAUCGACUCCAUAGUCAGACAGUCACGCCACCAGUUUGGAACAGAGAAAGAUGUUUUUGCCCCGCGCUUCAGCAAGAAUAUCAUUGCAACCUUCCAGCACCUCUACCGCUGCCCUUCAGAUGAUAAGAGUAAGAUCGUGCGAGUCCUGAAUCUGUGGCAGAAGAAUGCCGUCUUUAAGAGUGACAUCAUUCAGCCUCUGUUGGACAUGGCUGCAGGGAUUCCUCCUCCCAGCUCUACACCUGUCCUGCCUAGCAGUGCUGCUCCAAUUAAUAACGCUACACCUGGCACCCCAGCUACACCUGCUACUCCAGCAAACAUUGUCCAAGGUCUGCCUGACUGGGCAUCACAAAUUACAAACACAGAUACUGUUGCUGCCGUUGCACAGAUCUUACAGAGUCCCCAAGGACAGCAGCUUCAGCAGUUAGUCCAGAGUCUGCAGAUGCAGCAGCAGAAGCCGCAGCCGUCCCUGCUGCAGGCCUUGGACGCUGGCCUGGUGGUACAGUUGCAAGCUUUGACAGCUCAGCUUACUGCUGCAGCCACUGCCAACAGCCUCAACCCUCUAGAGCAGAGGGUUUCCUCUUUUAAUAAGAAACUUUUGGGUCCUUUUGACUUUGGGAAUGAUUCUGAACGCAGUGAAGAACCUAAAAAAGAUGCCUCAUCUUCUCAGCUGCCCAUGGUGUCCGAGCCCAUUAACAGCUCACUCUUUCAUCAACUGGCUGAGCAACUGCAGCAGCAAAACCUGGAACAGUUUCAGAAGCAGCUGCUGGAGCACCAGCAGAAGGCAAUGAGCAUAGAAGGCCAAGACUCGAUCUUUGGGCAGGAAAACUCUGCACAGAACAGCAGCCAGCCGCAGCUUCCUGAACCAGAGAACAAGAUAGAUGACUCCAUAGACAACCAACAGCAGGAUAUGGACCUGGACGAGGGUCCUGAUGGAAUGGAAGAGGAGAUCUUUGAACUGGAGGAGAAGGAAACGACAACGACACGGUCCAGAACACGUUCUAGAUCACGCUCAAGAUCUCCCAAGCGAAGAAGGUCCAGGUCUCGCUCUGGCUCACGAAAACGUAAGCAUCGCAAGCGAUCACGCUCACGCUCCAGAGAUCGCAAGAGGAAGACGUCACGGUCUUACUCAAGUGAAAGGCUUGCCAGAGAACGGGAGAAGGAGCGUCAGAAGAAAGGAUUACCUCUUAUACGUUCCAAGACUCUAAGUGUGUGCAGUACAACUCUGUGGGUGGGGCAGGUGGACAAAAAGGCCACUCAGCAAGACCUCACAAAUCUGUUUGAAGAGUUUGGCCAGAUCGAGUCCAUCAAUAUGAUCCCUCCCAGAGGCUGUGCCUACAUCUGUAUGGUCCACAGACAGGAUGCAUACCGUGCACUCCAGAAGCUUAGUACCGGCUCUUUUAAGAUUGGAUCCAAGAUCAUCAAGAUUGCAUGGGCUCUGAACAAAGGUGUAAAGCAAGAGUACAAGCAGUUUUGGGAUGCAGACCUGGGUGUCACCUACAUACCAUGGGAAAAGGUCAAAGUAGAUGACCUGGAUGACUUUGCUGAAGGGGGAAUCAUUGACCAGGAAACCGUCAAUGAUGAGUGGGAAACUCCUAAGAGUUCUGAACCAGCCAAGGAAGUUGCAAGUCAGCCAGUAAGCACUGAGGCUACAGUGGUAUCCAAUACACAGACUGAGACCUACAGCCAUCAGGUCACUAUGAUGCCUGUACAGCUACCGAUGGCUCAGGCAGUUCCCAGCGCAGUAGGGUUGGUGCCUCCUUCGUUUCCUGUUGCAAUGACCAUACCUCCUCCAGGCUACGGGCCACCACCACCGUUCAUAAGGCCUGCAUUUAAUGCCUCACAGCCUCCACCAGGUUUUUUGCAGGCCCAACAUACAGCAGGAAUGGCCUCAGCAACUGCAUCUUUAGUGCAGCCACCUGUGUCCACCAGCCAAGAAGCUGUCAAAGAGGCACCAUUCAGCAGUAUGCGUCCUCCAACAAGCACUAUCCCUGGCAGCUUCAUGCCCUCAGCCAUCCCUGGACCUGGCAUUUUUCCCCCAGUGGGAGUCCAGACUCAGCAAGCUAACAAUGAGAAAAUUCCACAGUCUACAAAUGGUAUGGGUGCUGCAGCAGAGCUCGCACUACAAGGCAUGCAGAAUGCAGUCCGUAGUGGGAUGGGCCUGCUUGGCAUCCACCCUACAGCUUCCCUCACACAUCCACUGCAUCAGUCUGGGAUGAGUGGUCAGAGGAUGCCUGGGUUGUUGCCCCUGGAUGUGCGACCUAAUCUCCUUCAACAAGGGGCUGCUGCCCGCUUUCCACUCCUUAUGCAGCAGGGUCCUGCCCAUCUUGACAGUUCCCUCCAUGCUCAGGCCCGCCCCAGGGCCCCCUUUCCUCAUAUGGACCUCUUCAACAGGACCCCCAACCUUACCAGUGAAAAUGUAUCCAAAACAGAAGAUGAGUCUUCAUCUGGGGCUGAUGAGGGUAAAGACCAAGACUACCGCUUCCCACCAAUAGAAAAGCAGAGUACAGGCCUACUGCGGACCCCCCCGCCAGAACACAGGGAGCCCCUUGUAGGUGCUGGAGGUCCGGGAGGAGGAAGACCUCCUUUGCUUCAGACCCCAGGAACUCAGCCAGGCAGAUCCAGCUUGGUGGGACGUUUGCAUGCUCUUGCAGGCUUUACUCCUGAUAACCGCUGGAACCAAACCAAAGGAGACUUUGAUGAGCGAGGCGGAAUGCGAGGAGGACCACAUGCCUCAGGUGGUCCAAAAGGUUUUCAGGAUGAACGCCCCUCCCCUGGGCAGAACUUCUCCAGUCGUUUCGACAACCGUCCCGGAGUAACAGGUGGAGCUGGACCUGUUGGGGGCCCACAACCGUGGAACCGCGGAGGUGGUGCUACAGCUCCUUUCAGCAAUGAACUUCACAAAGACCUGGAUGACCGAAGACGUCCAUGGGAGAGACAAAGAGACAGAGAUGAAAGAGAUGUUGACUUUAGAAGAGACAUAAAUGGUAACCGUCAAAGCCGCGAGAGAGAGCGAGAAAGGGAUCGAGGACGAGAACACACCAGAGAACAUGAGCGUGGUGAGAGUGACAAAGAGAAGGAGCGUGAGCGUGGAGGUUGGACGCCUCUUCUUCCUCUCCCUACACCACUUCUUCCCACUCCUCCUAUUAAUCCCAACUUAACGUUAAAUCAAGGUAAACUACUUGUUCCUCUGAAAUUUAAUCCCCAGAUUCAGCCACGAUUCCAGUCUCCACUUUUCUCUCAAAGUCAGGCCAAAUCUCCCCUCCUGGGUCUGAAACAUCCUCUCCCUCUGGCUCAAAUGAGGUCUCCUCCCCCAUCACAGAACCAAGCACCUGCUCCUGAGCCUCAGUCUAAAACCCCAGAUCUUGCUGAAACACCUCGGGCACAGUCAGCUCGUUCCCCCCGCCCAUUAUCUGACAGCCCAGGUCAGAGUACAUUAACUGAGCCUCCUACUCAGCCUGAGCCAAAACCAGAAACCCCAGCUCAAAUUCAGUCACCACCUCAGACCACCACUUGUCCUGACACUAUGACCCAAAGUCCUCACUCACUUUUGGCUGUCACACAAGCUGAUGCCCCCACUGAAGAUUCAACUUCCUCUGUGGAAAAGCAGGAAGAGCCACAGAAGGAUGAGGACGGGUCACAAGAAAAGAGAUCCUCUACGCCACAACCUGAGUGGGUCAAUGGACCCGAGAAGGACCGUGUCAAUGUGGCUGAGCUCGCAUCAGACCCUGAACAUCGUUCUUCGCUCUUUGAAAGUGACACUGAGCCGAAGCAGGAGCAAGUGUCAUCUCCUAAGGACCUAAACAAUGAACAGAAGGAGCCCAUGGAGGAAGCUCAGAGUCAGCCAGUGGUAGACACUGUCACAGACACUGAGGGGACAUAAUCAUCACUCAGUAGGUAAAAGAUCAUUUUGUAAAGUUGUCUCUUCUUCUCUGUACUCAUGUCAGCAAACUACCACCCCAACACGGGACAUGACGAACAUUGACCCACACCAGUUGUUGUCUGAUAACCAACAACAAAUGAUUUUAUCUCUUACAAAUAACCGUGUACUUAAAUAGGAGGCUUUAUGGAUAGAAGAUUUUGUUUGUAUUUUAUUUCGUUUUUCCUUUUUUAAGUUGUAAAACCACACCACCCCUUUUAAUUAAUAUAAGCUUGGGAAGUUUUAUUGAAUUGUCUGCCAACAUGUUUCAGUUGUAUUUGGGGAAAUUUAGCUUCAACCUUCCUAUGGAAGAAAGCGAGGAAUCCUGGCUGUUCGAUGAUAAAUUGACUGCAAAAAAAAUGUGAUACUUGAAAACAGCAGCUGCUCGCCAAUUUCUUCUGUCUCCUCUCUUCUUUUAAAAUAUACUGCAAAGUUUUGCAACAAUUGCUUUUAUUCUGUUUCUACGCAGAACAAACAGCCUACAUGCAGUCACACCAGAGCAGCUGCUUUAGAUUGGAAAAUAAAAUUGCAUUGCAAUAAAAAAAACGUCAAACUGUUGUUUCUACUAAAUUAAGAACGGUCUGAAAUUUGUUUCUAAUAACACCAUGAACACAAAUUACAUUUAAAUACUAACGAGGUAAAAAAAAAAAAACAUG